Syngnathoides biaculeatus (alligator pipefish) is the source of this 12305-nucleotide messenger RNA. RefSeq names its product cadherin, EGF LAG seven-pass G-type receptor 2 (gene celsr2). Lineage: Eukaryota; Metazoa; Chordata; Actinopteri; Syngnathiformes; Syngnathidae. The transcript is spliced from 33 exons. The record is from RefSeq and is a predicted model, not a curated record. Gene Ontology annotation, biological process: G protein-coupled receptor signaling pathway; homophilic cell-cell adhesion; cell surface receptor signaling pathway. Gene Ontology annotation, cellular component: plasma membrane. Bases 1 to 8934 code for a protein of 2977 amino acids. Gene Ontology annotation, molecular function: calcium ion binding; G protein-coupled receptor activity.
AUGCACUUCGUCCGGCUGGAUUUCCUGCUCGUUUUCUGCUGUUGGAAGCUGGCUCCUCUGGCGUCCUGUCACGCGGUUCACCUCGGCGACGAUGCCCGGCCGGGGACGGUGCUGGCCGGCGUGGAGCAGCGCGCGCGGUGCGUCCUGGAUCAGGUGCUCGCUCCCGCGGCCGCCGAGCGCUUCCUGGAUACCGACCCCGCAACGGGUACCGUGUACCUCUCCCGCUCGAUCAAGUGCGCCUCGCUCCGCUCCAACCCGUUCGCGCUGUACACCGUGUCGGACUGCGUGGACUCCGUCGGUUCCGGCUACCGGCACCUCAUCACCAGCCGCUAUGACGUCCACGUCCACGGGAAAAACUGCUCCAAGACGCCCUCAAGGAAAGCAGAGUGGGAUAUGGAGGCGCUCAGUUUGUUUGUCAAGCCCGCGCAGUGCCACCAAGCAGGUUCUGCUUUAUUUCCAGUGAGCGGGCUGCUCCCUGGGGUGCCCACCCGCUGCCGGGUCACCAGCCGAGGUGACUUCUACUUCUCCGAGGGGGACUUGUAUGUUUCCGAGACUCUGUGCUGGGGCCGGGACGCGCUCCUGGAGCUGGACCUGCUCUGCGACGUCUCGGUCGGGGACGGAUCCGCGCGAGUGGAUCCUGUCUUUGUCCACUGGCGUGUUGGACAGGGGCCCUUUCUUCAGGGUUACAUUCAGAAGGUGCUCGAAAAAGCAGCUCGCUCCGACUCUGCGAUUGUGGGCAGGACCAGGAGGAGCAUCAACAGAGGGCCUCAGUUUCAGCCUCCAAUGUAUCAGGUGUCGGUGGCGGAGAACAAGCCGACCGGGACUUCUGUUGUUGCUUUGAAAGCGGUGGACCCGGACGAGGGCGAAGCGGGCCGGCUGGAGUAUUUUAUCGAGGCUCUCUUCGACAGCCGCUCCAAUAACCUUUUUGCCGUGGACCCGGCCAGCGGCACCGUGUCCACGGCGGAGGUGCUGGACCGCGAGACGAAAGAAACACACGUGUUCCGCGUGACCGCCGUGGACCACGGAGCCCCUCGGCGCACGGCCAUGGCCACGCUCACCGUCACAAUCAGCGACACCAACGACCACGAUCCUGUUUUCGAGCAGCAGGACUAUAAAGAAAGCAUCAGGGAGAAUCUGGAGAUCGGCUACGAGGUGUUGACAGUGAGGGCCACGGAUGGCGACGCGCCGGUAAACGGUAACAUCCUUUAUCAGAUCCUUAAUAGUAACGGGUCAAAUGACGUCUUUGAGAUCGACUCCAGGUCUGGUGUUAUUCGCACUAAAGGCCUUGUAGAUCGGGAGGUGGUGGAGGCGUACGCGUUGUUAGUCCUGGCCAAUGACCAAGGUCGCGACCCCGGGCCCCGGAGCACCACGGCUACGGUCUGCAUUGUAGUGGAGGAUGACAACGACAACGCUCCCCAGUUUAGUGAGAAACGCUACGUGGUCCAGGUGCCUGAGGACCUGGCCCCUAAUACUGAAAUCCUGCAGGUGACCGCCACAGACCAGGACAGGGGGAGCAAUGCGCUGGUCCACUUUAGCAUCAUGAGUGGCAACUCCAGGGGCCAGUUUUAUAUUGACGCACAGACGGGUAAAAUGGACCUGGUCAGCCACUUGGAUUACGAGACAAGCAAAGAAUACACUUUGCGAAUCCGAGCUCAAGAUGGGGGUCGGCCCCCUCUUUCCAAUAUCAGCGGCCUGGUUACGGUGCAGGUGUUGGAUGUUAACGACAACGCGCCCAUUUUUGUCAGCACCCCGUUCCAGGCCACAGUGUUGGAGAAUGUGCCGGUAGGUUACUCCAUCAUCCACAUCCAAGCCGUGGAUGCAGACUCCGGUGAAAACUCCAGGCUGGACUAUCGGCUCACUGAGACCAUGCCAAACUUCCCCUUCACCAUCAACAACAGCACAGGGUGGAUCGUAGUGGCUGCCCAACUUGACAGGGAGCGCGUCGAUUUCUACAACUUCGGAGUGGAGGCCCGAGAUCACGGCUACCCCGCCAUGUCCUCCUCCGCGAGCAUUACCAUGACCGUUCUUGACGUCAACGAUAACAACCCAGAGUUCACCCAGAAGGCGUACUACAUGCGACUGAACGAGGACGCGGCCGUGGGGACCAGCGUGGUGACGGUCUCCGCCGUGGACCAAGACAUCAACAGCGUGGUGACGUACCAGAUAUCCAGCGGAAACACUCGCAACAGGUUCUCCAUCACGAGUCAGAGUGGAGGUGGGCUCAUCACACUGGCGCUGCCUUUGGACUACAAACUAGAACGCCAGUACGCCCUGACUGUAACUGCAAGCGACGGCACGCUCUUUGACACGGCUAAAGUCUUUGUCAACGUCACCGACGCCAACACGCACCGGCCCGUGUUUCAGAGCUCCCAUUACACGGUCAACAUUAAUGAGGACAGGCCACCGGGCACCACGGUUGUCCUGAUCAGCGCCACGGAUGAAGACACGGGAGAAAACGCUCGCAUCACCUACUUCAUGGACGACAGCAUCCCCCAGUUUGACAUCGAUCCCGACACGGGGGCCGUCACCACGCACAUGGAGUUGGACUACGAGGACCAGGUUUCCUACACACUGGCCAUCACUGCCCGUGACAACGGCAUCCCGCAGAAGUCAGACACGACCUACCUGGAGAUACUGGUCAACGACGUGAACGACAACUUGCCGCGCUUCGUCAGGGACAGCUACUUGGGCUCUGUGAUGGAGGACGUUCCCGUCUUCACGAGCGUGGUCCAGGUGUCCGCCACUGAUCGAGACUCUGGCCUCAACGGCCGCGUCUUCUACACGUUCCAGGGUGGAGAGGACGGCGAAGGAGACUUCAUAAUCGAGUCCACCUCCGGUAUUGUUCGCACGCUGCGCAGACUAGAUCGAGAAAACGUGCCAGUCUAUACCCUGCAGGCCUUUGCUGUGGAUAAAGGUAUUCCGCCGUUGAAAACCCCAAUAAACAUCCAAGUGACUAUUCUUGACGUGAACGACAACCCUCCUGUGUUCGAGAAAGACGAGUUUGACAUCAUGGUAGACGAAAACACCCCCAUUGGCCUCGUGGUUGCGCUUAUUAUAGCGACAGACCCAGACGAAGGCAGUAACGCGCAGAUCAUGUACCAGAUAGUGGAAGGAAACAUCCCGGAGAUGUUCCAGCUGGAUAUCUUCUCAGGAGAACUGACGUCGCUAAUAGACCUGGACUAUGAGAUGAGGUCUGAGUACAUCAUAGUGGUUCAGGCCACAUCCGCGCCCCUGGUCAGCCGCGCCACAGUCCGCAUCAAACUGGUCGACAAGAACGACAACGUGCCCGUGCUCAAAAACUUCCAGAUCAUCUUCAACAACUACGUGACGGACAAAUCCAGCAGCUUCCCGGCCGGCGUGAUCGGGCGCAUCCCGGCCCGUGACCCGGACGUGUCGGACCGGCUCCGCUACAGCUUUGAGGCGGGCAAUGAGCUGAACCUCGUGCUGCUGAACCAAACGACGGGCGAGAUCCAGCUGAGCCGGGCCCUGGACAACAACCGUCCCCUGGAGGCCUCCAUGAGAAUCUCGGUUUCAGACGGGGUGCAUUCGGUGUCGGCCCAGUGCCUCCUCCAGGUCACCAUCAUCACGGACGAGAUGUUGUCCAACAGCAUCACGCUGAGGCUGGCCAACACCUCCCAGGAGCGCUUCCUCUCCCUGCUGCUCGCUCAGUUCCUGGACGGCGUGGCCCGCGUGCUCUCGGCGGCCCCCGAAGACGUCGUCAUCUUCAACAUCCAGGACGACACCGACGUCAGCGCCCGGGUCCUGAACGUCAGCCUGUCCGUGGCCGCGCCGGGCGACGCGCCCCGCCGUCCUCCGGGCCUCGGUGAGGACGGCGGCGGGAGAGGGCCCGAAGGCGGAGUGGCGGAGUUUUUCGCCUCCGAGGAGCUCCAGGAGAGGCUGUACCUGAACCGCAGCCUGCUGGCUCAGAUCUCAUCGCAGGAAGUGUUGCCCUUCGACGACAACAUCUGCCUCCGCGAGCCCUGCGAAAACUACAUGAAGUGCGUGUCGGUGCUCAAGUUCGACAGCCUGGCCCCCUUCGUGGCGUCCGACACCAUCCUGUUCAGGCCCAUCCACCCCAUCGCCGGGCUCCGCUGCCGCUGCCCCGCCGGCUUCACGGGAGACUACUGCGAGACCGAGAUCGACCUGUGCUACUCCAAACCCUGCGGCGUUCACGGCCUCUGUCGCAGCAGAGAGGGAGGAUUCGCCUGCGAGUGCACGGACGACUACACAGGAGAGCGCUGCGAGCUGUCGUCCCGCUCGGGCCGAUGCGCUCCGGGCGUCUGCAAGAACGGCGGGGUGUGCGUCAACCUCCUGGCGGGCGGCUUCAAGUGCGAGUGUCCGACGGGCGCCUACGAGAAGCCGUACUGCGAGAUGACCACGCGCAACUUCCCGCCGAAUUCCUUCGUCACCUUCAAGGGCCUCCGCCAGCGCUUCCACUUCACCUUCUCGCUCACAUUUGCAACUAAGGAGCCCGACGGUUUAUUGGUGUACAACGGCCGCUUCAACGAGAAACACGACUUCAUCGCCGUGGAAAUCAUCAAUGAGCAGAUUCAGGUCACCUUCUCCGCAGGUGAAACCAAGACCACCGUUUCCCCUUUCGUCGUCGGCGGCGUGAGCGACGGCCAGUGGCACGCGGUGGAGGUCAACUACUACAACAAGCCCCUCCUAAACCAGGCCGGCCUGCCGCAGGGUCCCUCGGACCAGAAGGUCGCGGUGGUGACCGUGGACGACUGCGACGACCGCGUGGCUCUGAGGUUCGGUCACGUGAUUGGGAACUACACUUGCUCCGCGCAAGGGAGCCAAUCGGGGAGCAAGAAGUCGCUGGACCUGACCGGGCCGCUGCUCCUCGGCGGAGUCCCCAAGCUCCCCGAAGACUUUCCCGUCCGCAACCGCCAGUUUGUGGGCUGCAUGAAGAACCUGCGCGUGGACAACCAACGCGUCGACAUGGCCGGCUUCAUCGCGAACAACGGCACGCUGCCCGGAUGUUCCACCAAAAGGCACUUUUGCAACACCAACCCGUGUCUGAACGGCGGAACCUGCGUCAACCUGUGGGGGUCCUUCAGCUGCGACUGCCCGCUCGGAUUCGGGGGCAGAAACUGCGAAAGAGCGAUGGCCGACCCGCAGCGUUUCCUGGGCGACAGCCUGUUGCGGUGGGACAACCUGGCGACGGCGAGCUCCGUUCCCUGGCACGUGGAGCUGAUGCUGCGCACCCGGCAGGCGGGGGCCACGCUGCUGCACGUCUCCUCGGGCCUGCGCCACAACCUCACCCUGCAGCUGCGCAGCGGGAGCUUGCUGAUGGGCCUGCACAGGGGGGAGGACUCCACGCUGUCCCGCGUGGAGGAGGCGCUGCUGAACGACGGCGACUGGCACCACUUGCAGCUGGAUAUCAGCAGCUCGGGCGGGCCGGCGGGCCGCCACAAAGCCGUCCUGUCGGUGGACCACGGACUCUACCUGGCCACGAUGCACGUGGACGGCGAGUUGCAGGAGUCCACGCUGAAGGCUGUCAGUGUCGGCGGUUUAGCGACGCCUGAUGGGAAAAUUCAAAAUGGCUUCCGAGGCUGCAUACAAGGUCUGCGGGUCGGCGGGGCUCUGAGUCUGAGUCAGGCCAGGAAGGUGAAGGUGGAGCCGGGCUGCAACGUGCCCGACCCCUGCAGCUCGGGCCCGUGUCCCGCUCACAGCUACUGCAGCGACGACUGGGACAGCCACUCGUGCACGUGCCGCCCGGGUUACUACGGCACCAACUGCACAGACGCGUGCACGCUCAAUCUGUGCGAGCACGAGUCCACUUGCGCCAGGAGGACCGGUUCCUCCCGCGGUUACGCCUGCGAAUGCCCGCACAACUACUUCGGCCAUUACUGCGAGAAAAAGACUGACCUGCCCUGUCCUCGAGGUUGGUGGGGCCACAAGACCUGCGGGCCCUGCAACUGCCCCACUGAGCGCGGGUUUGAUUCCGACUGCAAUAAAACCACCGGCGAGUGUCGCUGUAAGGACAAUCACUAUCGUCCCGAAGGCAGCGACACGUGCCUGCUGUGCGACUGCUACCCGGUGGGCUCCUUCACCAGAACGUGCGAGCGCCACACCGGUCAGUGUCAGUGUAAAGCGGGCGUGAUCGGACGCCAGUGCGACCGCUGCGACAACCCCUUCGCCGAGGUUUCUCCUGACGGCUGCGAAGUCAUCUAUGACAGCUGCCCUCAGGCCAUCCAGGCUGGAAUCUGGUGGCCCAGAACCAAGUUUGGGCUCCCGGCAGCAGUCCCCUGCCCCAAGGGAACUCUGGGCACGGCCGUUCGCCACUGCGACGAGCACAAGGGCUGGCUGCCUCCGAAUCUCUUCAAUUGCACGUCGGUCACCUUCAGCCAGCUGAGGGCGCUGUCUGAAAGAUUUUCCCACAAUGCAUCGCUGCUGGACUCGGGCCACGUGCAGCGGACGGCGGCCAUGUUGGCCAACGCCACCUUGCACACGGAAAAGUACUUCGGCAGCGACGUGAAAGUGGCCUACGGGCUCACUCAGAGGCUGCUGCAGCGCGAGAGCCGGCAGCGGGGAUUCAACCUCACGGCCACGCAGGACGUCCACUUCACCGAGAACCUGGUCCGCGUGGGCAGCGCCAUCCUGUCUCCCGACACGCGUCCGCACUGGGAGCUGAUCCAGCACAAGGAGGCCGGCACGGCGGCGCUGCUGCGCCGCUACGAGGAAUACGCCAACACUCUGGCGCAGAACAUGAGGAAGACCUACCUCAGCCCCUUCACCAUCGUCACGCCCCACAUUGUCAUCUCAGUGGACCGUCUGAAAAAGAUGAACUUCGCCGGCGCCAAACUCCCACGGUACCAGUCCCUGAGGGGGCCUCGGCCGGCCGACCUGGAGACCGCCGUCACCCUGCCCGACUCGGUCUUCCGGCCGCCCGCCGACGCCGAGGCCCGCGGGAACCCUGACCCUCUGCCGGAAUCCUCGCCAAGGAACAGGAAGCGGCGCCACCCCGACGGCGAGCAGCCGGACGCCGUCGCCAGCGUCAUCAUCUUCCACACGCUGGCGUCUCUGCUGCCCGAGAGCUACGACCCCGACAAGAGGAGUCUCCGCGUGCCAAAGCGUCCCGUGAUCAACACGCCGGUGGUGAGCAUCACCGUCCACGACAACGACGAGCUCCUGCGGCACCCGCUGGACAAGCCCAUCAGCGUGCAGUUCCGCCUGGUGGCCACCGAGGAGCGCUCCAAGCCCAUCUGCGUCUUCUGGAACCACACCAUACUAGGCGGGAGGGGCGGCUGGUCGGCGAAGGGCUGCGAGGUGGUCUUUCGGAACCGGACUCACAUCAGCUGUCAGUGCUACCACAUGACGAGCUUCGCCGUGCUCAUGGACGUCUCCAGGAGGGAGAACGGCGAAAUCCUGCCCGUCAAAAUCCUGUCGUGGAGCGCGGUGGGGGUCACGCUGGGCUUCCUCCUCCUCACCGGCGUCUUCCUCGCGGGCCUGCGGGCCGCGCGCUGCAACCAGACCAGCAUCGUCAACAACGGCGCCGCGGCACUUUUCCUGUCCGAGCUGGUCUUCAUCCUCGGGAUCAACCGGGCCGACAAUCCGUUUCUGUGCACCGUGGUCGCCAUCCUGCUGCACUUCUUCUACCUGUGCGCCUUCUCGUGGCUUUUCCUGGAGGCUCUGCACGUCUACCGCGUGGUCAGCGAAGUGCGGGACGUCAACUACGGGCCCAUGAGAUUCUACUACCUGAUUGGCUGGGGAGUGCCCGCCUUCAUCACAGGUUUGGCGGUGGGCUUGGACCCCGAAGGCUACGGCAACCCGGACUUCUGCUGGCUGUCCGUGUACGACACGCUCAUCUGGAGCUUCGCCGGGCCCAUCGGCGCCGCCGUGUCGAUGAACGUUUUCCUCUCCGUGCUGUCGUCCAGAGCCUCGUGCGCCCCGAGACGCCAAAGCGUGGAGAAGAAGGGGCCUCGCGGGACUGGGCUGAAAACAGCAGGUGGCGCCCUCUUCCUGGUUUCGGUCACGUGCUUGCUGGCUUUGCUCUCCGUCAACAGUGACGUCAUCGUCUUCCAUUACUUGUUUGCUGGCUUCAACUGCGUGCAGGGUCCCUUCAUCUUCUUCUUCCGCGUCGUUUUCAAUAAAGAGGCCAGGAACGCCAUGAAGUACUGCUGCGGCGGACGCAAACACCCCGAUCACGUGAUGAAACCCAAAUCGUCGGUCUACAAAUGCAACAGCAACUACACGGACGGCAAGCUGUACCACCUCCCGUUCGGGGACUCGAGCCUUUCUCUGAACGGGACAGUUCAGAGCGCCAAGAGCCAGCACAGCUUCGUGCCCUUCGCCCUCAGGGACGACGGCCUGAGCACCAGCCGGGCCCACGUCGCCCUCGACGACCACACGUCGCUCUUCCACGAAACCGACGAGCGCGAGGACGACGUUGUCCCGCACCGCCCUCUCACUCUCGCCCCGGUCUCAGACCGGGACAGCGACUCGGAGAGCGACCUGUCCCUGGAGGACGACCAGAGCGGCUCCUACGCCUCCACGCGCUCAUCAGACAGCGAAGACGAGGAGGGUCCGCUGCCGCCCGAGGAAUGCUGGGAAAACUUGGCGUCCAAUGGCGCCAGACAUCCUCAAGUGCACGACAGUAGACUCUACUGGCCGGCAGCGGCGAGCGACGGAGACCUCAAAGAUGCCGCCAGACUCGAGAUGAAUCCCAAGUUCUCGGACGAGCGCCUGCUCGACGCGGUGACGGUGCCCCCGGUGCCCAAUUUACACGCCCAUCCCCACAAAGGCAUUUUAAAAAAGAAGCCGCUCUCCCCGAUCAUCGAGCGCAACGGAUUCAACCGCGACGGCGGCCGGGAAUCGGCAUCGCCCCCGCGCGGCGAGCCACCGGCCGGCCCCGCCGAGCCGAUGAACGGCGUCGCCGUGAGCGUCAAGGCGGGAACGCCGGACGGCGACUCGUCGGGAUCGGAGUGAGUCGCCGCGUCGCGAGCGCUCGGUAAACGUGGGAACAGAACGGGGCGAAUGCAAAACCAUAAAAUAUAGAACGCGUUAUUCUCGCUUUUGUUCACUUCCUGUGGGUGUGCGGACCAGCCGUCCUGAUACUUUUGUGCCAGUUUACCCAAACCCAGCCCGAGUGUCACCUUUUAAAUAUUUUGAAAUGUUUCAAACUCAGCUGGUAAAGCGUUGGCCUCACAGUUCUGAGGACCCGGGUUCGAUCCCAGACCCGCCUGAUGAUGUUUUUCACACUUGUAUCGUAUUUUUCUAAAUAGUCCUUCGUACAUGAGAGAGAAAAACGUGGCCUUCCUUGGGUCCAAUUAACUUUUAUGUCCUUUGAAAAUGCCCAGAAUGUCCUUCUAACUGGACUUUUUUCGCGGUAACAUUUGUCAUUAUUAUGCGAGAUCAUCUUUGCAAAUUGAAUUGUGGAAAACAGCUUAGUUCUUCCAUAUUGACGACACCCGUCCCCUGCGGUCGCUUCCCAGCGGUCUGUCGCUCGACGGAAGCGACCCGCUGACGACGAGCAAGGUGGGACAUGAAUUGGACAUUCUAAAUUGCCCCUAGGUGUGAUUGUGAGUGCAGCUGUUUAUCUCGAUGUGCCCUGUGAUUGGCUGGCAACCAGUUUCAGGGUGAUAGGCUCCAGCACUCGCUGCGACCCUUGUGAGGAUAAGCGGCAAAGAAAAUGGAUGGAUGGAUGGAUGGAUAGAUAUUUCAAAGGCUGCGAUUGGCUGGUAACUACUUCAGGGUGUACCCCGCCUCCUGCCCGUCGACAGUUGGGAUAGGGUCCAGCACUCGCCGCGACCCUUGUGAGGAUAAGCGGCAAAGAAAAUGGAUGGAUGGACGGCUGGAUGGAUGGAUAUUUCAAAGGCUGUGAUUGGCUGGGAACCAGUUCAGGGUGUACCCCGCCUCCUUCCAGUUGACAGCUGGGAUAGGCUCCAGCACUCGCGUGACCCUUAUGAGGAUAAGCGGCAAAGAAAAUGGAUGGAUGGAUAUUUGGAAGGCUGCGAUUGGCUGGCAACUAGUUCAGGGUGUGCUCCGCCCGCCUCCUGCCCGUUGACAGCUGGUAUAGGCUCCAUGUCUCCCCGCGACCCUUGUGAGGAUAAGCGGCUCAGAAAAUGGAUGGCUGAUAUUUCAAGCCAUCCAAUUUGAAUCCCUACAAAAGGAUGGAAGAAAUCCAAUAUUUCUGAGGUGGUGGGCCACGAUUAAUAAUCUCGCUUUGUGUGUGUAUGUGCCGCCGCCCCCCCCCCCCACCUCGAGAUUUUUAUGAAUUCAUUUCAUCCCCUGACUUUUCAAGAUCUUCCGAGUGCUUCUUCUUCUUCUCCUUUCAAGCAUCCGCCAUGCCCGCCCACCCACCGCCUCCGCGUUUUCUAGUUCCUCCUUUUUUUUGGGUCGUUUUUCUUCUCCCAGCAGCCACCGGGGCGGCGCCGUGUGAGCCCGCCGACCGAGGGGUGUGUCUUUGCAGGUCAGAGAGCCUCCUUCCUCGUCUGCUGCAACUUCCCCUUUCAGUUUUUGGGAUUGAUGAUUUUUUUUUUUUUUAUUAUUAAGAAUUGUGAACAUACGACAUAUUGUGCAGUUGAGCCGCUGCGAACUCGUGUGCGGGAGGUAACUCCAUUUUUUUGGGGGGGUCAUUUUGCAGGAAAGCGGUUUAAACAUUAUGGCUGCGAUUAAAAUGUCGGGGAUUCAUAUUUUUGUGAUUGAAAAGGAAAUGAGUUGUUCUUGUGUGUACUUGAUUUUUGCAGAAAUUGUUGUUCACCUCAUACGUCCGUUAUCCUAAACGUGCAUCAAUAUCUCUUGAAAUAUGACAAUUAAGCUUACUUUUUAAAUUUUCUCUCCGUCUCUGAUGCCCACUGUCGGGAGCGGCGGCCAUUUUGGAAACGGGAUUCGGACCAUUUGUUGCGCUGAAGACGCAGCAAGUGCCGCUUUUGUGAACGUCGGUUUAGACCAGUAUUCAUCUGGAAGAUGAUAUGUUUUCUCUAUUUAUUUCUGCACUUAAUUAUAAACUCAUCGCCCCCCCUCCCCACCCAAAAAAAAAAAAAAAAUGGAGUUUAGUCCCCUGAGGUACAGAAGCGUAUUGCUGCCACACCCAAAAAAAAAAAAAAAAAGUUUGCUUUCACGUUAUAAUGUGAUAUGUUUCAUGUUAUAAUGUGAUACGUUCCACAUUAUAAUGUGGUUAAUUCCACGUUCUAAUGUGAAUCAUUUCACGUUAUAACGUAAUUCAUUUCAUGUUAUGUGAAACUUUCAUGUUAUAACAUGAUAUGCUCUACGUUAUUGCGUGAUUCGUUUCAUGUAAUAAAAAAGAAAUAAUAAAAACAAAUUGUUUUUUUUUUUGCGUAGUACGUGCGUAUUGCUACCACACCCAAAAAAUUACGUUAUAACGUGAUAUGUUUCAUGUUAUGAUGUGGAUGUUUGAUGUUAUAGCGUGAUAUGUUCCACGUUAUAACGUGGUUAAUUACACGUUCUAAUGUGAAUCAUUUGAUCAUAAUGGGAAAGUUAUAACGUAAUUCAUUUCAUGUUAUAACGUGAAACUUUCACGUUAUAACUUGAUAUGGUCAUUGUUAUUGCGUGAUUCGUUUCAUGUCAUAAAGUAGAUCUGUUUCAUGUUCUAACGUAGAAAAUAAUAAAUAACUUUCAUAUCAUGUCAGGUUAUAUAACGUGACACUGAGCUUUUUUUGCGUACUACGGAAGCGUAUUGCUGCCACACCAAAAAUAAAAAAGGUUGCUAUCACAUUAUAAUGUGAUACGUUUCAUGUUGUAACGUGAUAUGUUCCAUGUUAAUAAUAAUGAUAAUGUGAAUAAUUUCACGUUAUAAUGUAAUUCAUUUCAUGUUAUAAUGUGAAACAUGUUAUAACAUGAUAUGCUAUACAUAAUUGCGUAAUUCGUUUCAUGUAAUAACGUAGAAAAUGAAUAAAUUGUUUCAUGUUAAAAUUAUAAUGUGAUAAAUUACGUUAUAACGUGGUUCAAGUUAUCACACGAUCGGGUUCAUGUUAUAAUGUGAAAUGAAUUAUGUUAUGACAUGGAAUGAUCGAUGUUAUAACGUGUAAUGAAGCACAUUAUAACGAUUAGAUUAUAAAGAAUGAGACACAUCGUGUUAUAACGUGAAAUAUCCACAUUAUAACUUGAAAAAUUUCAAUUAAAAAAUGUGAUAGGGACUUUUUUGGGGGUGUGUGUGGCAGCAAUACGCUUCCGUACUGAGAUUGACGUUCAAAGUUCAUACUUGAGCUCACUUGACCCGUCCGCACAUGACCUACGUAUCUCCCUUCAAAUAAAUACUUUUGUCUACAUACUUGAAUUUUUAAGAAUGCACUUUUUCUUUCAUUUGCUGCCCUGUUUUCCUUUAUUUGUUGAAUUUU